ACAAAAUCUCACGUGUUUAAAAUUAAAAAAAAAAAAUUUGGUUUUAACAAAAGUAAUAAUGGAAUCAAAGGUACUUAUUAUUGGAUCAGGUGGAAGGGAAGAUGCUAUUGCUUGGAAGAUUUCACAAUCCGAUAAUGUUUCAAAAAUUUUUAUAUCUCCUGGAAAUGCAGGAACACGUUUACAUCAAAAGGCAACAAACAUACAUCUACCGUUAGAUGACCACAUUUUUCUUAUUAACUGGUGCAAAGAUGUUGGAAUAGAUUUGGUUAUAAUUGGUCCUGAAGGUCCUUUAGCUCAAGGAUUAAGUGAUCUUUUUAAUUUAAAUCGAAUAGAUUGUUUUGGACCAUCUCAGCUUGCCGCUCGUAUAGAAACAAGUAAAGAGUUUUCCAAAUCAUUCAUGGAUAGGCAUGGUAUACCAACACCUAGGUGGAAAAGCUUUACAAAUGUUAGUGAAGCUAGUAAUUACAUUAACUUAAAUUGUCCAGAUGAGAUUGUUAUAAAAGCUAGUGGAUUAGCUUCUGGAAAAGGCGUUGUUUUGACUUCAUCUAAAAACGAUGCAGUAGAGACUGUAAAGCAAAUGCUUGAGCAUAAAAAGUUUGGCGAUGCUGGCACAACUAUACUUAUUGAAGAAAAAAUUGUUGGCGAGGAAAUAUCGGUUUUUGCAUUCAGUGAUGGAACUAAUAUUGCUUCAUUUCCACCUGCUCAAGAUUUCAAGCGUAUUUAUAAUGGAGAUUUAGGCCCUAAUACAGGUGGAAUGGGUGCAUACUGUUCUGUGCCACAUAUUUCUAAAGAAAUUCUUGAGUUUGUGCACAAUGAAAUAUUGCAAAAAACUGUUCAAAAAUUAAAUGAAGAAGGAACUCCCUUUGUUGGUCUUUUGUAUGCCGGUAUCAUGUUAACUAAGGAUGGUCCAAAAGUACUUGAGUUUAACUGCAGAUUUGGUGAUCCAGAAACUCAAGCCUUGCUACCAUUAAUGAAAAGUGAUUUGUAUAUAACCAUGAAAAUGUGUUGCCAAGGUAAAUUAAAUGAAGCCAUGCCCUUAUUUGACACUUUAAUAAAAUCAGUAACAGUAGUGCUUGCAAGCAGUGGGUAUCCUGAAUCAUAUGUGGUAGGGUUUCCUAUAAAAGGUUUAGAUGAUGUCCAGAAGUUAAAUGAAGUUUUUGUGUUUCACGCUGGGACAUCAUUGUCUGAGAAUACUAUUGUAACAUCAGGAGGUCGGGUACUGGCUUUAACCGGUUUAGGUGAUUCAUUUAAAGAAGCUCGUUCUAAUGUUUAUAAAGCUAUCGAUAAGAUUUAUUUUGAAGGAAUGGUUUAUCGAAAAGAUAUUGCUUUAAAAGUAUUGAGUGAUGUGAGUUAUCUUGAUUCUGGUGUUAACAUUGAUGCUGGUUCCACACUGGUUGAAUGUAUAAGCCCUUUGGCUAAAAGUACCUUGCGAACUGGUUGUGUUGGAAGUCUAGGAGGAUUUGGUGCGUUGUUUGAUUUAAAAGCAAUCGGUUUGUCUGAUCCUAUCUUAGUUUCGGGUACUGAUGGUGUUGGAACAAAACUUAUGAUAGCUCAGAAAUGUAGAGAUCAUGAAAGAGUUGGUAUAGAUCUUGUUGCUAUGUGCGUAAAUGACAUUCUUGCACAUGGAGCUGAGCCUUUGUUUUUUUUGGACUAUUACGCAUGCGGAAAGCUUAUAUCUGAAGAUGCUGUUAAAGUUAUUUCUGGAAUUUCUGAAGGAUGUAAACAAGCAGGAUGUGCUCUUGUUGGAGGUGAAACCGCAGAAAUGCCUGGUAUGUAUAAAAAUGAAGAAUAUGAUUUAGCCGGUUUUGCUGUUGGAGUGGUUGAAAGAACAAAGUUGUUGCCAAAAAUAGAGAACAUUAAAGUGGGCAAUUCUGUUAUUGGUUUAUCAUCAUCAGGCAUUCACAGCAAUGGUUUUAGUCUUGUUAGAAAGAUUGUUGAUCUCAAUGGACUCAAUUUUAUGGAUAAAUGUCCAUUUUUGUCAGAAGAUAUUAGUUUAGGGAGAGCUCUUUUGACUCCAACUAAGAUUUAUAUAAAAGCUGUUUUGCCUUUAGUUAAACAAGAGCUUGUUCUUGCAUUUGCUCAUAUCACAGGUGGUGGCCUUUUGGAAAAUAUUCCAAGAGUUCUUCCACCUGAAGUUUGUUGCAAGUUAGAUGCAAGUUUGUGGCCUAUUCCUCCAGUGUUUGGAUGGCUAUCUAAAAUGAGCAAAAUAGAUAGCAAUGAGAUGAUGCGUACAUUUAACUGUGGUUUGGGCGGCAUACUAAUUGUUGAAAAAAAGUAUGAAAAUAUUGUUUUAGCAAGUUUGAACAAUGCUGGAGAAUCUGCUUACCUAGUUGGUACACUAUCAAAUAAGGAAAAAAAGCAAGUUGAAGUUGAAGGAUUUGAAGCAGCUCUUCAGGCUUCAAUACUGCAGACAUCUUUAAAUAAGCAAAUUUCUGGAAAAGAAUUUGUAGAUGGACAAAAGCAUAUGAAAGUGGCUUGUCUGAUUUCUGGAUCUGGAACUAAUCUUCAAGCGUUAAUGCAUCAUUCUUUUAAACAAGGAAGUUGUGCAAAAAUAGUACUUGUCAUCUCAAAUGUCCCUAAUGCUGAGGGUUUGUAUAAAGCUCAAAGGGCUGGAAUAAAAACAAUGGUCAUUGAUCACAAGCUCUAUAAGAAGAGGAUUGAUUUUGACAAUGCUUUACUAGAAAUAUUGAAAAAAGAAAGUAUUGAACUAGUUUGUUUGGCAGGUUUUAUGCGAAUUUUAACUGGUGAGUUUGUGCGUUAUUGGAGUGGGCGUUUAAUUAACAUACAUCCCUCGUUGUUACCUUCUUUCAAAGGAAUGGAUGCUCAUAAACAAGUAUUAGAAUCUGGUGUUAGAGUUACAGGGUGCACAGUGCAUUUUGUUGAAGAAGAGGUUGAUUGUGGUGGUAUUAUUUCUCAAGGUGUUGUACCCGUUGAAAUCGGUGAUACUAUUGAAAUUCUUCAAGAUCGGGUUAAACGCAAAGAGUGGGAAAUAUACCCACUUGCAAUGGAGAUGAUAGCAAGUAAAAUGGUUCAGCUGGUUGAAGGAAAAGUGGUAUUCUCGUACUAAAUCAAUCUUCAUAAUGAGCUGUAAAGUAUAAAAUAAUAUAAUAUAUAGAGAAAACGAUUAUAUCACUAAAAUAGUAAUA
Molecule: messenger RNA, 3146 nt
Organism: Hydra vulgaris (swiftwater hydra)
Lineage: Eukaryota; Metazoa; Cnidaria; Hydrozoa; Anthoathecata; Hydridae
Product: trifunctional purine biosynthetic protein adenosine-3
Biological process (GO): 'de novo' IMP biosynthetic process; adenine biosynthetic process
Cellular component (GO): cytosol
Molecular function (GO): ATP binding; phosphoribosylamine-glycine ligase activity; phosphoribosylglycinamide formyltransferase activity
Source: RefSeq, a predicted model, not a curated record